Musca vetustissima is the source of this 1287-nucleotide messenger RNA. RefSeq lists its product as uncharacterized. The transcript has 5 exons. The record is from RefSeq and is a predicted model, not a curated record. Bases 1 to 1287 code for a protein of 428 amino acids. Lineage: Eukaryota; Metazoa; Arthropoda; Insecta; Diptera; Muscidae.
AUGAAUUCUAAUACUCGAGAAAUACUCAGAUUCAAAAAUUCCGAAAUAUUUGAGUUUUGGUUGAGAAAUAAGAGGAAUGUAUCGAAUUACAUAAAAGGAAAAAUUCCAUACGAAAUUGAUUCUGAUUUAAGUAAAUUAAUUUGUACUAAAUCACGGAAUUUAUCUAUUUUUAUUAAACGACAAUGGGAUAGACAAUGCAGAAAUGAGAACGGAUUUAGAAAAUAUAAUAAGGAUUGGUUGGGUCGAGAAACAAUUUUAGUUGUACCGAAAAAGAUCAAUGCUAUCGGUCGUCCAAAAACUACCUAUGUUGAUAGCGGCGAAAGAAAUAAAAGGAGAUUAGCUUCCGAAUUAGCAUCCCAACAAGGAGACAAUACGCAACUAUUAGUUCAUGCUGCCUCUAUAUCUGCCAAAAAAUCGCACUCAGCGGAUUUGACAUUUGUCCUACAACAAGUUGUUAUAUCUCCAAACCGACCAUCCAAAAUUCGAAAAGUUCUUAAUACUAGCCAUAAAGAAGUUACACCAAUAUCACCGGAAGAAGCUCUGACGUUUUUGUUAGAAAACGGAUUAACUAAACAACAGUACAAAAAUAUGCGUCAAUUAAAUUUAAAACAUAAUUGUAGUAUUUACCCGACUUAUGAUAAUGUUUUUAAGAGCAAAUUGAAAUGUAGACCGAAUGAAAUCAAAGCGAAUGAAAACUCUGUGGAAGUAUCGAUGCAAAAUUUGUUAGACCAUACAGCUAGAAGAAUUCUUCAAUAUCAAGAUGAAGUAUUGUGUACAAUGGAUGUUGAAGACUCGGUCCUAGUUUUAAGCUACGGUUUUGAUGGCUCUACCGGUCACAGCUUGUUUAAACAAAAAUUUGUGCAAAAUACUUCGGAAAGUUUCGACCAGUCCCUUUUUGUCACAUCAGUUAUACCAAUAAAAAUAAUUUCAUCAGCGGGUGAUAAUAUUUGGGUUAACCAUGUCAAAGUCGUCGUCGACUACGUCGAUGACGUUGAUGUUGCUGAUGACGAUGACAAUGAUGACCCAGUUGCGGCUGAAUGGUUAAAGAAAUGGGAAUUGAUUGUGUCAAUGUUGUCGACGAACAACGGCAACAACAACCAGUACGACAACUACGACCAUAAACUUGAACCAUUGCCAAUGUUAUGUUCGGACGGUCGGUAUUCACUGGCGAAAACAAAUCCACAGCAAAAGGCCAAACAGCGGAAGGCAUUCAUUGCAUUCCGUUUAGAGCGUUUAAUGCCAAGCACAUCAAGUACUCAAAACUCGGAGCAGCAGGAGCCGAAGUAA